UGCGCGAACAGCGGCACGGCCACUGCACGAGGGAUCCCUGCGAAAGGACGAGGCGGUGACACCGGCAGAAGAGAGGAAGGUCAAGUCACGGUGCGGCUCAGCUCCACCCCGCGGCACCCCGAGGCCCCGCUGCACGUCGCCGGCUUCCACCUGCCCGCCAAGCACAAGCACCCAGGGAAGGGUCAGCGUCAGCCCAGCCCCGAGAGGAGCCCGGUCCCCUCUGAGAGCGACGAGUUCAGCUCCUUCCUGUACUGGCGAACGCCCCUGCCCAGCAUCGAGGAGGAGCUGCAGGAGCUGCUGAAAUCUCAAGGCCUCUCCGUUAGCCCAGAGCCCACCGAGGAGCACCAGAGCUCUGAGGAUGGGGCCAGCACUGAGGAAGAGGAGGAUGAGGAAGAGAGUGAUGACGAGGGUUGGAUAACACCCAGCAACCUCAAGCAGGCGCAGCAGGACACGGGGCACUGUGACACCGCUCCCGUCGGCGUCCAGGUCGGCUGCGUCACCACUGACUUUGCCAUGCAGAACGUGCUGCUGCAGCUGGGGCUGCCCGUGCUGGCGGUGAACGGCAUGCUGAUCCGCCAGGCCCGCAGCUACAUCCUGCGCUGCCACGGCUGCUUCAGAACCACUUCGGACAUGACCAAGGUUUUCUGUCCCCACUGCGGUAACAAGACGCUGAAGAAGGUCGCGGUGAGCGUCAGCGAGGACGGGAGCCUCCACAUGCAUUUCUCCCGCAACCCCAAGGUGCUGAACCCCCGAGGGCUCCGGUACCCGCUGCCGGCGCCGCAAGGAGGGAAACACGCCAACAACCCGCACCUGGUGGAGGACCAGCGCUUCCCGCAGCAGCGACUGUCCCGCAAGGCCAGGCAGAAAACCAACGUUUUUGACCCCGACUACCUUGCCGGGAUCUCGCCCUUUGCGGAAAACGACGUCUACAGCCGCGCGGCCAAUCUGCAGAUCCGCGACGCGGCCCUGGGCGCUGGCAGGAGGCGCCUGAACCCCAACGCCGUGACGAAGAAGUUUGUGAAGAGGAGGUGAAGGGUGGGACAAGGCCUCUGCACACGCCUGGGCGUUGCAUGUUGCUGCCAGAUGGCUGCGGCGGGGUGAGGCCUCUUCCGAGGGCAGGGCUGGGCCUCCCCUUCCACGCAGCCGUGACUGGGGGUGACAGGCACCGGGUUUGGGGUGACUCCGACCCGUGGGGAGCUGGGCGAGACAGCGGCUUCCCUGCCGUAGCGCUAAUAAAACACAAAACCC
Athene cunicularia (burrowing owl) is the source of this 1248-nucleotide messenger RNA. RefSeq names its product NIN1 (RPN12) binding protein 1 homolog (gene NOB1). Gene Ontology annotation, cellular component: preribosome, small subunit precursor. The record is from RefSeq and is a predicted model, not a curated record. Gene Ontology annotation, molecular function: RNA endonuclease activity. The transcript has 7 exons. Gene Ontology annotation, biological process: maturation of SSU-rRNA. The annotation marks the transcript as partial. NCBI's taxonomy places the organism in Eukaryota, Metazoa, Chordata, Aves, Strigiformes, Strigidae.